AUGUCAACAACAAAUAAUACACCAACACCAACACCAACCUCAACACCACAAUAUAAUAAACCAAGUAUAUUAUCACCUGUUAGAUUAUUAGAGAAAUUAUCUAAAAUUGAUGAAGGUUCAAGAGAGAAUACACCAAUUCCAAGCACAGCAACACUAUUAAUGAUUACUGGUAUGCAAUCAAUUGGAAAAAAUCAAAAAGUUGCAGGUGAAAAAUUAACAAAGGCUUUAGAGGCAGCAGAGAAAAAUAAAAACCAAGAAGAAUUAGCAGCUGCAUUGUUGGGAUUGGGUUAUUUUUAUAUUACCACCACUGAUUAUGAUAAAUCCAUUCAAUUAUAUAAUGCAUCCUUGGCAAUCUGGAAACAAAUACAUGGUAAUGAUUUCAUUCAUUUAGCUGAUCUCAUUUUGGAUAUUGCAAAAAUUUAUCAAUGUCAAAAUAAUGAAGUUGAAUUCAAGAAAACUAUUGAAUCUUAUCAAACUUUAUUUAAAAAUAAUAAUAAAACCCCACCAACAACAUGUGGUUGA
Dictyostelium discoideum AX4 is the source of this 522-nucleotide messenger RNA. RefSeq lists its product as hypothetical. Lineage: Eukaryota; Evosea; Eumycetozoa; Dictyosteliales; Dictyosteliaceae. The coding region runs from base 1 to 522 and encodes 173 amino acids. The transcript has a single exon. The record is from RefSeq and is a predicted model, not a curated record.